AUGACCCAGGAGGAGAGCGGAGCCAACCAUGUGUAUGCUUCUGUCACCCCAGAUAUCCAUGUUGCACAGCCCAGGUACUCUGUGGUCUCUGAAAGUCAGGGGAAGCCUUCAGGAAUGACUGCUUACCCAGCCUCAUCAACAGGAAUCCAGUGUGGUACAGGAAGAACAAACUUACAAAGCCCACUCAUAGUGAGCCAGAACCCAGCAGGAGUGACAGGUGCACAAAGUCAGCCCACUGGGCUCCAGGCUCCAACAGGAAUGGCCAGUUCACAGACUGCACUCGGAGUGAUCCAAUACUCAGUGGGAAUGACAAACUCCCAGACCCUGCCUGGAAACCCUCAGAAUCCUCUGAACACUAUCCCUGGGCCAACGCAGACAUCAAACCAGUUCCAAAGGAAUAUAUCAUUUACUACAUUUGAUCCCAAGAAAUUCAUAAAUGAGGAGGUCAGGACAUUAGGGGCCAUCCAGAUCCUCAUUGGCCUGGUGCAUAUUUUCUCUGCAAUCAAUCCUAUUCUGUAUGAGGGUAUUUCUGUGACCGGGAUAUCAGGGUACCCGAUCUGGGGAGGCAUAUCUUUUAUUGUAUCUGGAUCCCUCUCCAUAUGGGCUGAAAAGGAUCCCAGCACUUGUAUGGUGAAUGGCAGCAUCGGUAUGAACAUCGUCAGUGCCAUCUUCGCCCUGGUUGGGAUCAUCAUUAUCCUUGCAGAUGUGAGCAGCUACAUCUCUCAAAUUUCUAAUGUGCCAGAGCGUUAUGUGAAGGCCAUACCUGGUGGUCUCCUCCCCUUUGCCUUCCUCGAGUUCAUCCUCACCUGUGUGGCCUCACAUUUUGGGUGCCAGGCUGUCUGCUGGACCCAUUUUGAGUUCACCCUCCUGAGCCUCUUCACAGGAUAG
Messenger RNA from Castor canadensis (American beaver), 888 nucleotides. The record is from RefSeq and is a predicted model, not a curated record. NCBI's taxonomy places the organism in Eukaryota, Metazoa, Chordata, Mammalia, Rodentia, Castoridae.